AUGGUAGGUUUUCUAGGUAAAGCUCUUAAUAGAUCAUCAAUUGAGGGAAAAUAUAAGGUUUUAACUACUACAAGUAAUGAUAUCCCAACUUGUUAUCAUUUUUCCAGGAGAAGAAAUUUAAUCAUUGCUAAAGUACUAGAAGGUGAGGGUUAUUUUGCAUUCAGUUCAAUUCAAUCUUUUGAAAAGUUUAAAAGCUCUAAGAAUAAAAAUGAGUUAGAUCCAAGCGGAGUUGGCGUGCCAUUGUUGCAUAUUAUUAGUAGGAAAGAUGGCCUGUUUGAUUCCAAGGUCACAUCUACCAUUGGAUUUUGUUUAGGAAUGAAAAAAAUGAGUUUUAUAAUCUAUAUUUAUGAGAUGAAAUCCAAGAAUGAGCCCCCACCUUAUAAUAAGUUUGAAAUAAUUAUUGAAUCGGAAACCCAUACGUUGUAUAAAACACCAUUUUGUCAAGUCACAUGCGAUCAGUUAGGUUUUACCAAGGAGUAUCAAUUUGAAUACCUGCACACCGUUAACAUUGAUCCAAUUGGUAUGAAAAGAGAUUUAAGAACUGAAAACUAUAGUUCAAAUAUUACAGGCCAGAAGUUGAAAUGGAAUAGAAAAUUGACAAUGUUAUCACUUUUUUCAGAGGACAGUGAGUAUGAAUUAUUGCUAUUAGAGGAUAUUAAUAAUCGUCCUAUACCGAGUAAUCCUAAGCCUAAAAUUGCGUAUUACACUAAGGAUUUUGCAGAUUCGUUUUAUGGUUUUAUCAAACGUUCUGCCGAUCUUUUUGUUGGAGAACAGAGUGCUGCUGAUAGUUUGGGCAUUGUUGGGGUCCCAAUGUUGACCGUAGCAAUAACUUGCGAAGCAUUAGUUCUACAUUAUGUUGAGCACCAUCGUAAACUUGAAAGUAGGAGAAGGGCACGCCGGAGAAAUAUGCAUAGACAAUGA
Messenger RNA from Vanderwaltozyma polyspora DSM 70294, 921 nucleotides. RefSeq lists its product as uncharacterized. The coding region runs from base 1 to 921 and encodes 306 amino acids. The transcript has a single exon. The record is from RefSeq and is a predicted model, not a curated record. Lineage: Eukaryota; Fungi; Ascomycota; Saccharomycetes; Saccharomycetales; Saccharomycetaceae.